Molecule: messenger RNA, 2109 nt
Organism: Striga asiatica
Lineage: Eukaryota; Viridiplantae; Streptophyta; Magnoliopsida; Lamiales; Orobanchaceae
Source: the annotation of a GenBank genome assembly
AUGGGGCAAAUAGCCGGUGACUGGCUGCAGGGACCAUAUGUUUACUACCUUUACAGUACUUAUGGUUUUGGGAAAGGUGAGAUUGGACAGCUCUUUAUUGCGGGAUUUGGGUCUUCCAUGUUGUUUGGAACUAUCGUUGGAUCUCUAGCAGAUAAACAGGGACGAAAGAGAGCAUGUGUCACUUACUGCAUCACGUACAUACUGAGCUGCAUCACCAAGCAUUCUCCCCAAUACAGAGUUCUGAUGAUAGGCCGUGUUUUGGGUGGUAUUGCAACAUCCCUCUUAUUUUCUGCUUUUGAGUCAUGGCUUGUGGCAGAGCACUUCAAGAGGGGUUUUGAUCAGCAAUGGCUCUCAUUAACUUUCUCCAAGGCAAUCUUUCUCGGAAAUGGUCUUGUUGCUAUUCUAUCUGGGCUCUUUGGGAAUUUUCUUGUUGAUUCCCUGAAUCUUGGGCCUGUAUCUCCUUUUGAUGCUGCUGCCAUACUUCUUUCUAUUGGGAUGGCAGUUAUAUUAUCAUCUUGGACUGAGAACUAUGGAGACCCUUCAGAGAACAAGGAUUUGCUUACUCAGUUCAAAGGCGCAGCAGUGGCUAUUGCUUCAGAUGAGAAGAUAGCAUUGCUUGGUGCAAUACAGUCCUUGUUUGAAGGCUCGAUGUACACUUUCGUGUUCCUCUGGACACCUGCCCUAAGCCCGAACGAUGAGGAUAUUCCUCACGGUUUUAUCUUUGCAACUUUCAUGUUGGCAUCAAUGUUGGGAAGCUCAAUCGCUGCCCGCUUACUGGCCCGCAACACAAUUAAAGUGGAAAGUUACAUGCAGAUCGUGUUUGUUAUUUCUUCUGGCUCCCUUUUGCUCCCCAUACUGACUAAUUUCUUGGUGCCAACUUCUCCAAAGGUAAAAGAGGGUGGCAUCUCGUUCUCGGGCUGUCUUCAGCUUCUUGGCUUUUGUACUUUCGAAGCAUGUGUUGGACUCUUUUGGCCUUCCAUUAUGAAGAUGAGAUCCCAAUACAUUCCUGAAGAGGCCCGAAGCACUAUAAUGAACUUCUUCCGCAUCCCACUAAAUAUCUUUGUUUGUGUCGUGCUGUAUAAUAAAAAUACAAAUGACAUGGAUGAAAAUAUCCAAAGUGGAAUUAGACCUUUGCACCAUCACCACGAAUUCCAGAUUUUUUCAGCAUUUGGAGCUCUGGCUAUGGCUAAUUCAUUUGCUCACAUCAGCACACAAUAUCAUAAAUUUCAACCUUAUACUAUUGAAACAAAUUCUUCUUGUUUUGUUCCAAAAGCUAUUAAACUACACAGCAGAAGAAAAAGCAGCUCAAGCAUCUACAGAGCUCUCAGGGUUCAAAAUGCAGCAACCAAGAAGGCAAAAACACCAGCUGAAGAAGAUUGGAAGAUCAAACGACAAAUUCUGCUCGAGAAAAGGGUAAGAAGUGUUGAUGUAAAGGAAGCCUUUCGACUUCAGAACGAGAAUAAUUUCGUCAUUCUUGAUGUGCGGCCAGAGGCCGAGUUCAAAGAGGCUCAUCCUGAAGGUGCCAUUAAUGUGCAAAUAUAUCGGCUGAUAAAGGAAUGGACUGCUUGGGACAUAGCCAGACGAGCUGCGUUUGCUUUCUUUGGCAUAUUUUCAGGAACAGAAGAGAAUCCUGAAUUUAUCCAAAGUGUGGAGUCUAAGAUAGCUAAGGAUGCGAAAAUUAUAGUCGCGUGUUCAGCUGGAGGAACAACAAAGCCGUCACAGAAUCUUCCGGAAGGACAGCAGUCGAGGUCACUUAUAGCAGCUUACUUGCUUGUUCUCAACGGGUACACUAACGUCUACCACUUGGAAGGAGGGAUUUACAAUUGGUUCAAAGAAAGCCUGCCAUCAGUAUCUGAAGACUGAAGUCCAGUGAAACGAAAUUUGUUUUGAGAUGUUAUAAAAGUCUAUGUUUUGUUCUAAAGUUCUAAUGCAUAGGAUUCGUUGCGUGUGUUUGAGAAAUCAAUUGUGCAUCUUUUACAGAUUUUACGUAGUUAUAAGUUUCUCCUGAUGCAAAAUGAACUUAAGUUGAACAAAAUUAAAAAUCGCUGUUCCUUUGUAUGGAAAAUGUUAAAAAAUUUGAGAAGGGAUUAUCAAAAUCAUAAAUAAAAG